Arachis stenosperma is the source of this 5172-nucleotide messenger RNA. RefSeq names its product histone-lysine N-methyltransferase SUVR5-like. Gene Ontology annotation, cellular component: nucleus. Bases 348 to 4907 code for a protein of 1519 amino acids. The transcript is spliced from 12 exons. NCBI's taxonomy places the organism in Eukaryota, Viridiplantae, Streptophyta, Magnoliopsida, Fabales, Fabaceae. The record is from RefSeq and is a predicted model, not a curated record. Gene Ontology annotation, molecular function: protein binding; zinc ion binding; histone methyltransferase activity.
AUGUAUAUUCUAUUUUCAUGUCACAUUUUUUGUGUGUCUCAAUUUUAUUUUUAUUUGUGUCUGACCUAGCUAGCUCAACUCCCCCACCCCCUUAUACAUGUUGUGCACCUUAUGUCUAAUACAAACAUAUGUCUAUGUCUAUAUAUAUUAUAAUAAAAUAAAAAAAUCUAUAGGUUACAGAAAAAAAAAAGACGUACUAGUAAUGGCAGGAGUGAAGAUCUUACCCCUAUUUGGUUCAACGUUUUAAGGAGCACUCUCUAUUAUAUGUUGAGGGUGGUGAGAUAGGGAAUCACCAGUGAUCAUGAGCAUGUGUAUCGUGUAAUACUGUCUGUUUCCGAAAUAGUAACAUGGAAGUACUUCCCUGUUCUGGUGUUCAAUGUACAGGAGAAUCUGACCGUCCUCAGCAGAGUCCAGGGACAGCAUUUUUAUAUCAGGGAGAACCUAAUUACCCUGAAAAUGGUCAACAAGUUAAAUUUGGAGACGGUCAACUGAAUGAGUUAUCACACAAAAUGGAAGGGUCUCAGAUAGAAAAGCAAGGUGAAGAAAAAUGGACUGUCUGUCAUUUGUCGACUAAUUCGGAUGUUCAAUGCAGCAGAGAUUCAGGUUGUGGCUUUCAGGGGGAAGACCAGAAGGAAGACUCCGCUCUCGAUGAUCUUGAUGAUGAUUUGAUAAAUGAACCUUGCUUAACCUCUGAAAAUUCUCUCUUGGUUGUGGAUACGAUUGAAAGCGAAUCACCAAACAACAGGGAAGGAGAUUUAUCAUUUUCUGAACCCAAGUGGCUAGAGGGGGAUGAACCUGUGGCAUUAUGGGUCAAGUGGAGAGGAAAGUGGCAGACUGGCAUCAGAUGUGCGAGAGCUGACCGGCCAUUAUCAACUUUGAGAGCAAAACCAACUCAUGGACGGAAGAAAUAUUUUGUCAUAUUUUUUCCACACACAAGGAAUUAUUCUUGGGCAGAUAUGCUGCUUGUCCGACCAAUCGAUGAGUUUCCCCAUCCUAUUGCAUAUAAGACUCAUUGGGUAGGAUUAAAAAUGGUAAGUGACUUGACUAUUGCACGGCGGUUUAUAAUGCAGAAGCUAGCUAUUGGAAUGCUGAAUAUUGUUGAUCAGCUUCAUCCAAAUGCACUGACAGAAACUGCCCGUGAUGUGAAGGGCUGGAAGGAAUUUGCCAUGGGUGCUUCCCAUUGUACUGGUUAUUCAGAAUUUGGAAGAAUGCUUCUAAAGCUGCACAAUAGCAUAUUGCAACCCUACAUAAAUGCUGAUUGGUUACAGCAUUCUUCUCACUCUUGGGCUGAAAGAUGUCAUAUUGUGAAUAGUGCCGAAUCUGUAGAGCUGCUGAAGGAGGAAUUGUCUGAUUCUAUUUUAUGGAAUGAUGUCAACUCUCUUUGGAGGACACCGGCACAACCAAUGUUAGGUUCUGACUGGAAAUCCUGGAAGCAUGAUGUAAUGAAAUGGUUUACAACUUCACCUUCCUUAUCUUGCAGCAAAGACACACAGCCACAGACUCCUGAUGCUUCGUAUGCUGCAAACCUUCAGGUUUCUAGAAAACGGGCCAAACUUGAAGUUCGUCGGGCAGAUACACAUGCUUCGCAAGCGGAAAGGAAAGAUGUGAAUCAGUCUGUUGCUCUUGAGACUGACCUUGGGUUCUUUAAGAAUCAGGAUACAUUGAGCCUAUUAGCAGCUGAGAAUGGUAAACAUGAAGAUGUUAGGGAGGUAUCUGCUGCGAACGAUUUAACUAGUAAUGUGGCCAAUAAAUGGAAUGAAAUUGUAGUUGAGGCUGCCGAUUCGGAUUGCUUGCAUACCAAAGGAAUGGAAUUAACACCUGUGAGUGAAAUGGCUGUUGCAAAAUCAGUAGAGCCCGGUAGUAAGAAUCGACAAUGUAUAGCCUAUAUUGAAUCAAAGGGAAGACAGUGUGUGAGAUGGGCAAAUGAUGGUGAUGUUUACUGUUGUGUACAUUUGUCCUCUCGAUUUUUGGGCAGCUCAGAAAAAGAUGAGAAGCUGGUUCCAGUUGAUACUCCUAUGUGUGAAGGUACUACUGUUCUGGGUACAAAAUGCAAGCACCGGGCCCUACCUGGUUUUCUAUUCUGUAAGAAACACAGGCCUCAUGAUGAAACAGAGAAGAUCUCACAUUCACCACAAAGUACACUGAAAAGGAAACUUGAAGAAAAUUAUGCUGGUUCAGUGAACACCUGCAGAGACAUUGUGUUGGUAAAUUCUGAAAGCCCACUGGAAGUGGAGCCAGUGUCAUUCAUUGGCGGUGAUCACUUUCAAAGAAAAAGCAGCUUAGGUGAGAAUCCCACACAUCCUAAUAAUAAUUAUGAUGCAAUGAAGGGUCUGCACUGUAUUGGUUCUCCUCCCUUUGAUAACAAGAAUCCAUGUAGAGAAGCUCCUAAGCGAUAUUGCUUGUAUUGUGAAAAUCACCUUCCUAGCUGGCUUAAACGUGCAAGAAAUGGGAAGAGUAGAAUCGUAUCGAAAGAAGUGUUCACAGAACUUUUGAGGGACUGCAACUCGUGGGAGCAAAAGGUGCAUUUGCAUAAAGCAUGUGAGCUUUUCUACAGGCUGUUCAAAAGCAUUUUAUCACUAAGAAACCCAGUUCCUAAGGAUGUUCAAUUCCAGUGGGCUUUGACUGAAGCCUCUAAAGAUACUAGUGUAGGAGAAUUCUUUACAAAGUUGGUUCAUACUGAGAAGGCUAGAAUCAAACUAAUUUGGGGAUUCGGUGAUGACUUGGAUGUAUCUCCUAUCAUGGAAGAACCACCAGUUUUGCCAUCCACAACCACUGAUAGCAUCGAUAAUGAAAAUGCCAUUAAGUGUAAGAUAUGCUCUGCAGAAUUCAGUGAUGACCAAGCUCUUGGUAACCAUUGGAUGGAUAGUCAUAAAAAGGAAGCACAGUGGCUGUUUAGGGGUUAUGCAUGUGCCAUUUGUCUGGAUUCUUUUACUAACAAGAAACUGUUGGAAACACAUGUUCAAGAGCGACACCAUGUGCAGUUUGUUGAACAGUGUAUGCUUCUACAAUGUAUUCCUUGUGGUAGUCAUUUCGGAAACAGUGAGCAAUUAUGGCAGCAUGUUUUAUCAGUUCAUCCUGUUGAUUUAAAGCCAUCAAAAGCUCCUGAGCGGCAAACUCUCCCUGCUGGAGCUGGUCAAGAUUCUCCAGUAAAACAUGUCCAGGAAAAUUCUGCUCCUUUGGAGAAUAAUUCUGAGAAUCCGGGUGUCUUGCGGAAGUUCACUUGCAGGUUUUGUGGGUUGAAAUUUGAUUUGUUACCUGACCUUGGUCGACAUCACCAAGCUGCCCAUAUGGGACCCAAUCUAGUUAGCAACCACCCUGCGAAGAAGGGGGUUCGCUACUAUGCAUAUAGAUUAAAAUCUGGCAGACUUAGCCGUCCUAAAUUUAAAAAAGGUUUGGCAGCAGCAUCAUAUAGGAUCAGAAACAGGGCUAAUGCUAAUCUAAAGAGAGGCAUCCAAGCAACAAAAUCGCUUGGCAUGAGGGACAUGUCCUUACAACCUCGUGUAACGUCAUUACAACCUCAGGUGACAACAUCCUUACAGCCUCAUGUAACUGAAACAUCAAAGAUUAGUAAAUUCGCGGAACAUCAGUGCUCGGGAGUUGCAAAAAUUUUAUUUUCUGAGAUUCAGAAGACUAAACCUCGGCCCAACAAUCUUGAUAUUCUAUCAAUUGCUCGGACUGCUUGCUGCAAAGUUAGUCUUGCAGCCUCACUUGAGGAGAAAUUUGGAAUUCUACCUAAAAGAAUAUAUUUGAAGGCAGCAAAACUUUGUGCUGAGCAUAAUAUUAUUGUAAAUUGGCACCAUGAGGGGUUUAUUUGUCCUAGAGGCUGCAAUGGUUUGAAGGAUCAAGCAUUGCUCUCUCCCUUAUCAUCUCUUCCUAAUAGUUUUGUGAGGCCAAAAUCUGUAAAUGUAUCAGAUCAUGCAAGUGAUGAGUGGGAACUGGAUGAAUUUCAUUGCAUCAUCAAUUCACAUGGUCUAAAGUUAGGGUCACUGCAAAAAUCUUCAAUCUUUUGUGAUGAUAUAAGCUUCGGGAAGGAAUCAACUCCUGUGAUUUGUGUAGUAGAUCAAGAACUUUUGCAUUCUAUCAAUAAGAAUGGUUCCAAUGAUCAAGAUACUGACUCUGCUAUGCCUUGGAAGAGCUUUACCUAUGUUACAAAGGCAAUGCUUGAUCAAUCCCUUAGUCUUGAUUCAGAGAGCCUGCAAUUGGGAUGUUCCUGCUCAUAUUCUUCCUGCUGUCCUGAAACAUGUGACCAUGUAUACCUUUUUGGUAAUGACUAUGAGGAUGCAAACGACAUAUUUGGGAAACCAAUGCGUGGCAGGUUCCCAUAUGAUGAGAAUGGUCGAAUAAUAUUAGAGGAAGGUUACCUUGUCUAUGAGUGUAACCGAAGGUGCAGAUGCAAUAAGUCCUGUCCAAACAGAAUAUUACAGAAUGGAGUACGAGUCAAGUUGGAAGUCUUUAAAACAGAGAAUAAGGGAUGGGGGGUAAGGGCUGGGGAGGCUAUCCUACGUGGCACAUUUGUGUGCGAGUACAUUGGAGAGGUUUUAGAUGUUCAGGAGGCACAUAACAGGCGCAAGAGAUAUGGCACAGAACAUUGCAGUUAUUUCUAUGACAUCGAUGAUCAUGUUAACGAUAUGAGCAGAUUGAUAGAAGGACAGGCGCACUAUAUAAUAGAUGCUACUAAAUAUGGAAAUGUGUCCAGGUUCAUCAAUCAUAGCUGCUCGCCGAAUCUUGUGAAUCACCAAGUUCUAGUCGAGAGCAUGGAUUGCGAGCGUGCGCACAUCGGUCUUUAUGCAAGUCGAGAUAUUGCUCUGGGUGAAGAGCUGACACAUGACUAUCAUUAUAAGCUUGUGUCUGGAGAAGGAACUCCUUGCCUUUGCGGCGCUUCCAAGUGCAGGGGACGCCUUUAUUAGGACUCGAACACAAACCGGCGGUCGUCGAGUAGGCUCUAACUUUGAAGGCUUCUGUUAGUGUUGAUGUCUUCUAAGAGAUUACCUUGUACAAUGCUUCUUCCUUUGUUCCCUCAUGUCGAUUGGCAACUGUUAUGUGACUGCAUUGUUUAAGCGGGAUCUCUGUGGCACAAUUUCUUGGUACUAAUUAUUGAUGCGGAAAUGUAAAUAUAGUACAAUGUUUUGUUUUAUCCUAAUUUGCUCCUUGUUAAAUAUGUUUGAAGAAUUA